AUGAAAGUACCUACUUCUCAAGAUAACUUGUGGAUCGCAGCUGGUGACGGUCAACUCGAUCGUGUGAGAGAAUUAAUAGAGAACGGCAUGAAUGUAGACAGUCAUGAUGAAUUUGGAUAUACUGCCAUGCAUGCUGCUGUUUCUUAUGGUCAAUUUGAGAUUGUCAAAUAUUUACUUGAAAAGGGAGCCAAUAUCGAUAUUGAAGACUUAGAACAUGAUACACCUUUGUAUGUGGCAGAAACAGUAGAGAUGGCUCAAUUACUGUUAGACCAUGGUGCAAAUCCUAAACAUAUCAAUGCAGAAGGCAAUUCACCUGCUUUAAAUGCUCAUGAUGAAGGCUGGGAACAAGUAGCUCAGUUAAUAGCUAGUGUUACAAAAGAAACAUUACCUACUGACGAAGAUGAAGAUGAAGAUGAAGAGGAUUUAUCUCAUGUUCAAGAAGGCACUGAUCAUGAAGAAUUCUUUAAUGAACAAAUACAAGAAAUCAUGAAACGCAUUGAAGAACAAGGAGGUGUUCAAGAUGAAGAAGAAUUAAGAGAAAUGAAAAUAGAAAAGUUGGGUGAAGGUACUUAUGGUAUUGUCUACAAAGCACAAAACCGUGAAACAAAUGAAGUGGUUGCUUUAAAGCGUAUUCGACUAGAUAAUGAAGAAGAAGGUGUGCCCUGUACAGCCAUUCGAGAGAUCUCCUUAUUAAAAGAAUUAAAGCACCCUAAUAUUGUGAGACUCUAUGAUGUUCUACACACCGAAAAGAAGCUUACACUUGUGUUUGAAUACUUGGAUUCUGAUUUGAAAAAGUUUCUAGAUUCUUAUGGUGGUGAUAUUGAUGUACUUACAGUCAAACAAUUGAUGUAUCAACUACUAAAAGGCAUUGCUUUCUGUCAUGCUCAUCGAGUUUUACACAGAGAUUUGAAACCACAAAACUUAUUGAUUAACAAAAAAGGUGAAUUGAAAUUGGGUGAUUUUGGAUUAGCAAGAGCUUAUGGUAUUCCAGUCAGAAGUUACUCUCAUGAAGUUGUCACGCUAUGGUAUCGUGCACCCGAUGUAUUGAUGGGAUCUCGUCAAUAUUCAACUUCCAUUGAUCUAUGGUCAGCAGGCUGUAUUUUUGCAGGUAAAGCAGUACUGGGUACACCUACUGAAGAGAUUUGGCCAAAAGUGUCUCAACUUCCAGAAUAUAAACGUGAUUUUGAGAUAUUCCCCAAAAUACAGUUGGAAACCCUUUUGCCUAAACUUGAUCCAUUAGGUAUUGAUCUCUUAAAGCGUUUACUUGAAUAUCCUCCUGAAAAGCGAAUUACAGCAAGUGAUGCAUUGCAACGUAAGUAA
Molecule: messenger RNA, 1320 nt
Organism: Gilbertella persicaria
Lineage: Eukaryota; Fungi; Mucoromycota; Mucoromycetes; Mucorales; Choanephoraceae
Product: kinase-like domain-containing protein
Exons: 14
Coding region: 1-1320 (439 amino acids)
Biological process (GO): protein phosphorylation
Cellular component (GO): nucleus; cytoplasm
Molecular function (GO): cyclin-dependent protein serine/threonine kinase activity; ATP binding; protein binding
Source: RefSeq, a predicted model, not a curated record